AUGGGAUCUCAUGCUUUUGUUGAAACCGUAAAUUCAAUUGAUCUCUCUGAUCCAAUUGGUUUUAUCUCUUCCCAUGUCAACUACUACAUCCAUACCAGAUCGUGGUUAGAUAUCCUAAGAGAUUACUUACUGGUCUCCUUUUGUUACAAGUUUUUGAACUUGAGUUUGUUCUAUAUAAGAGCUUAUGGUUUUGUUGGUGCUGCUAAUAAUGUUGUUAUUCAUUUGAUGAGAAAACUAUUUGGUUUCCUAUUGAACUCCUUCAUAUUGAAAGGAUCUGUCGAUAAGGAAAUUAAUUCAGCUUUGUUGUCUAUAGAAAAGGAACUGAUUAAAAAUGAUGAUGUGUUGCAAGACUACGAAACUUUGCCCCUAAACGGUAUCCCAGAAUAUGAAAUCUUGAAAGAAUUGGAUGACUUGAAUGAAAUAUUACCAUCUUCCCCUUGGAGAGAAGGUAAAGUCUCAGGUGCUGUUUACCAUGGUGGUGAAGAUUUGAUUAGAUUACAAGCAAAAGCUUAUGAAAAAUAUUGUGUUGCUAAUCAAUUACAUCCUGAUGUCUUCCCUGCUGUACGUAAAAUGGAAUCAGAAGUUAUUUCAAUGGUCUUAAAUAUGUUCCAUGCUCCAAAGGAUACUGGCUGUGGUACCACUACCUCAGGUGGUACAGAAUCUCUAUUACUGGCCUGUUUAAGUGCUAAAAUGUACGCAUAUCAUAACCAUGGUAUCACCGAACCAGAAAUGAUCAUUCCUGUAACUGCUCACGCUGGUUUCGAUAAAGCCUCCUAUUAUUUCGGUAUUAAAGCUCAUCAUGUUCAGCUAGAUCCAGUCACUUAUAAAGUCGAUUUAAAGCAAGUCGAAAGAUUGAUAAAUGGUAACACUGUAUUAUUAGUGGGUUCUGCUCCAAACUUCCCUCAUGGUAUCAUUGACGAUAUCGAAGGCUUAGGUAAGCUAGCACAAGGUUAUCGUAUCCCUCUGCAUGUCGAUUGUUGUUUAGGUUCAUUUGUCGCUGCAUUUAUGGAAAAAGCAGGUUUCGAUGAUGCUCCCCUAUUUGAUUUCAGAAUUCCAGGUGUUACCUCUAUCUCUUGUGAUACUCAUAAAUAUGGGUUUGCUCCAAAGGGUUCCUCAAUUAUAAUGUACCGUAACAAUGAAUUAAGAAUGAAUCAAUAUUACAUUAGUUCUGACUGGGUAGGUGGUCUCUACGGUUCUCCUACAUUGGCAGGCUCAAGACCAGGUGCAUUAGUAGUAGGAUGUUGGGCUACAAUGAUUAAUAUCGGUGAAAAUGGGUAUAUCAAGUCAUGCAAAGAAAUUGUUAGUGCAGCACGUAAAUUAAGAAAAUAUAUUGAAAACGAAUUGCCAGAGUUACAAAUUAUUGGUAACCCCCAAUGUUCAGUGACUGCAUUUAAGUCUGACGUUAUUGAUGUUUAUGAAUUAUCAGAUAAAUUGGCAAAGGAAGGCUGGCAUUUAAGUACCUUACAAAAACCAGCUGCUUUGCACUUGGCUGUAACAAAAUUAAGUAUCAACAGUGUUGAUGAAUUGUGUACUGUUUUGAAGAGAAAUAUCGAAGAAAUGAAAGAAUCAAAUUCGACCCCUGCCUCUGAUGGUACUAGUGCAUUAUACGGUAUUGCAGGUAGUAUUAAAACUACUGGUGUCGCUGAUAAAUUAGUUGUAGGUUUUAUCGAUUCAUUAUUCAAAUUAAAACCUACCGAAACUCAAGACCACGACAAAGACCAUUACCAGGAAAUAGUCCAGGAGCAAGAAUAA
Molecule: messenger RNA, 1752 nt
Organism: Vanderwaltozyma polyspora DSM 70294
Lineage: Eukaryota; Fungi; Ascomycota; Saccharomycetes; Saccharomycetales; Saccharomycetaceae
Gene: DPL1
Product: sphinganine-1-phosphate aldolase DPL1
Exons: 1
Coding region: 1-1752 (583 amino acids)
Biological process (GO): sphingolipid catabolic process; carboxylic acid metabolic process
Cellular component (GO): endoplasmic reticulum
Molecular function (GO): pyridoxal phosphate binding; sphinganine-1-phosphate aldolase activity
Source: RefSeq, a predicted model, not a curated record